Molecule: messenger RNA, 1575 nt
Organism: Frankliniella occidentalis (western flower thrips)
Lineage: Eukaryota; Metazoa; Arthropoda; Insecta; Thysanoptera; Thripidae
Gene: Mul1
Product: mitochondrial E3 ubiquitin protein ligase 1
Exons: 6
Coding region: 419-1447 (342 amino acids)
Biological process (GO): protein ubiquitination; organelle organization
Molecular function (GO): ubiquitin-protein transferase activity
Source: RefSeq, a predicted model, not a curated record
AAUUUCUUAAACCAAAGACGUGUUAAAUGUCCAUUUAUAAAACUUUUACACUGUCUAUAAUAUUGUGUCAUCUAUUCGCAGUUAUGGUAACAUGUAAUUUCCCUUCCCUUCAAAUUCAACCUCUUCAACCUGUGAACUUUCUACUUUGAUUUCUGCAAAAAAAAUUAUUGAGGCAUGGCCUCCAAAACCCUCUUAAAAAACCUAUUCAAGAUGUUCACAGCUUAAUUUUAGUUGGUGAGCAGGUGCAAGGAAAAUGGUGCUUUUACAUAGAAUUGUUUUUUGAAAAGUAAGUCCUCUGUCAAACUAGCUUAGUGUGAGGGCCUCUUUAUGAUCUCACUGUUUAAUUUGUUGUUUGGUCAGAGUAGCCACCUAUCAUUAUUUGCAUCUUUAUAUCUUUGAAAAGGUAAAGGACAGCAAAAUGGAUUAUCUUGUUGAGGCUGUGGCCCUGGGCAUUGAUGCCAUAGCUUUCGGUGUUGCUUAUCACAUGUUCCAAUUCAAGAAAUCUGCUAUUAAAUCAAUUGAGAAUGUUCAAUAUGUUGAAAUUGACGGGGGUCUGUUUGACCGAGUGGCCAAUCAGCCAGGCCAAAAACUGGAUUAUGUUGUUGUACGAGGGAAGGUGAAGGCCCUCAGUAGUCCAAUUCGCAGUCAAAAUGCCAUAAAUACUUUUGGUGUUGUGCAGAAAUUCACUACUAAAGAGCACCUAGUUACUCGUCAUAAUUUUGGCUUUUGGAGUGAACGCGAAAGAACCAUUCAAGAAGUUUAUAAUUCAAUCCCAUUUGCACUUCAGAGUGGAAGCAUUGAUAUUGAAGUUUCAGAUGCACUCUCAGCUUAUUACCUAGAUCUUGAAACAAUCUCUGAUGUGUAUGAACCUACUUCUGGAAGUUUUGUUGACUUUAUCUGGGGGUUUUUUACCGGUCUACGACCUCAAGGCCUACAGAAGACUGAAGAGAUGGUCAGAGAAGGUGUCUUAAUGACAGGCAUUGGUGAACUGGCUAUUACAGAGGACCAAGCAUCACUACGUUUGCAACCAUCUCAAGAUGGGCUCCCAUUUUUCUUGACAUCUUUGCCACUCAAUACUCUCUGUAAAAAACUUGAAAGUGAGAGGCAAACAUUUAAGUACUUAAGUAUAGUGUUAGGAGUUGUAGGACUAGGGUUGGCUGGCAUCAUGGCUCAUCGGUAUUACAAAAGUUGGCUUGAAAAGAAAAAGGAAGAGGAGCGUCUUCGUAAGAGAGAACAAACAAGGAAAGCAAGAAGACAACGAGCUCGUCCUGGUGAAGAACUACCAGACAGUCAACUUUGCAUCGUGUGCAAAGAGAACCCAAAAGAAGUGGUUCUUCUACCAUGUGGACAUGUGUGUAUUUGUGAAGACUGUAGUGAGGACAUUUCUGACCUUUGCCCUGUUUGUAGAGCAGAGAUCAGGUCACGGAAUCCAGCAUACAUCUCAUGAUACUGUCGGAGAAUUAAAGAGCUUGUGAAUUAAUAUGACAAGGUAUAUUUCCUCUCCUGAGGAGUGAUGUCUAUUUCUUAUAAAUUUUAAUUUUUUGUUUUUUAAUAAAAUGAAGUACAUAAUUAAAA